GUCUGAGAGAGGAAAACAAAUGACGUAACACCGCGCCGCCAAUCAGAGCUUUGAAUGCGGGUUCAAAUGUCAUAAGAGGCGGAAGCGGGAUUACCAUAUUUCAAGUAGAACGCUACGGGGUGUGUGAUGUCACAGCGCUUAUACAGCAAGGUGUUGGGCUUUUUGGGCUACACUCUUCAGUACGGCUGCAUCGCUCACUGCACGUUUGAGUAUGUUGGAGAGUUUGUUGUGUGUUCAGGACCGUCAAUGGAGCCAACCAUCACCAAUCACAACGUUGUUUUUUCAGAACGCCUCAGCAGACACUUAUACCGCAUCGAGAAAGGGGACAUUGUGAUCGCUAAGAGCCCAUUUGACCCAAAUAUGAACAUCUGUAAGCGAGUUAUUGGACUGGAAGGAGAUAAAGUCUGCACCAGUGGCCCCUCAGAUACAUUUAAGACACACACUUUUGUCCCAAGAGGUCACGUGUGGUUGGAAGGUGAUAAUCUACAGAACUCUACAGACUCGAGAAGUUACGGCCCCGUUCCCUAUGGACUCAUACAAGGACGAGUGUGUUUAAAGUUGUGGCCUCUACACAGUGUCGGCACGUUAAACGAGAGUCCGAACGCCAGACGCUUUGUACGCGCCGAAUAAAAGCGACCACAAAGACACACGCUUUUAAUAAUAAACUGGUAUUCAGGACAUCUCAGCUGCCUGGCUGUGCCUGGGACCUGCCUGGAGAAGAUAUGUUCCAGAAACCACAAUGACUUUUAUCUACAUCAUCUUUUUAACAAGCAGGAUACCAGAAAAAUACAAAGGAUUUAAAGUACAAAGGAAUUUGCAUUGAAAUGUACUGAAAUAUUUAAAAAAGUAUAAAGUAACAAAUGAAUGUAAUAAUUUCCUUUUGGGUCCUGAGUUCUGACACACGGAUAAAUUAUUUAUGGUUUAAUUUUACGGUGAUAUGAAUUUGGCUUUUAAUAAUACAAAUAUCAAUGAAACUAAAAUGUGCUGAGUUUGCAUUUUUUUCUUUUUCACUCCUAGAAAUGUAAUCGUGUAAAAUUAGUUUUCAAUCAAAUAUCUGUGUGUGUGUCUCUUUCUCUGAGUCUGUGUGUGUGCCUGUGUCUGACUGUCUGUGUGUCUCUGUGUGUGAUUCUCUGUGUCUCUUUUUCUCUUUCUCUGUGUGUGUGUGAUUGUCUGAGUGUGUAUGUUUCUCUUUCUCUGUGUGUGUGACUCAGUGUUUGUGUGUGUGUGUGUCUCUGUGUUUGAGAGACACACAAUACAAUAUUGUUUCUUAAAAAUAAAAUAUUUGGUAUUUUUUGUUAUUAA
This is a messenger RNA of Tachysurus vachellii, 1302 nucleotides long. It is a transcript of the gene immp1l, whose product is annotated as inner mitochondrial membrane peptidase subunit 1. Bases 127 to 630 code for a protein of 167 amino acids. Lineage: Eukaryota; Metazoa; Chordata; Actinopteri; Siluriformes; Bagridae. Gene Ontology annotation, molecular function: serine-type endopeptidase activity. The record is from RefSeq and is a predicted model, not a curated record. The transcript has 6 exons. Gene Ontology annotation, cellular component: mitochondrial inner membrane peptidase complex; membrane.